AUGCAACAAGAAACCGAAAGUUGUGUUUUGGACGAAGAUCCAUUGGAGGUAAGCAAUGAAAAAAGCGAAAACAAAUCGUCGCACGUGAGAGCUAUCCACCCAAGCAAGGAUCUAAAUAGAUAUAUAGUGGACAAGUUCCAUCAACCUACAGCCAAAUCAAAGGCCGCUCCUUUUGAAGCCAUCGAUCUUUCCAUCUAUAAACCUUCAGCUAGAUGCCUUGCUUUCUCGACAUCUGAAGAUCGCCUGUUAUUAUGGAUUGUAGCUUUCCAAUUUCGCUAUUAUGAAAUAACCGGAAAUGGAACCGAUUAUACUGUGAUAUGGGAAGAGCAAGACAACCCAAGCUCAACCUCGAAGUGCGAUAAAAUCUGUAUUCAUCUUUCAAUGAAUACAUCCACUGGCGAAGAAAAAUUGGUAACCAUUACAGUUUUUGGUACAACUGGGAGGAUCCUCGUGCAAGGGAAAAAAUAUGAUGAAUGGAGCAAAUUCGAAUUUCCGGUGAUGCUGAAAAUUGUCAACACUCUCAGCGAUCUUCAACCUCUCUUCACUCUCUUCAGUUGGAGAUGUUUCUCUCUUUGGAGCCUCGCUUCAAAACUUUUUACGAAUUUCAUAACAUUUGUCAGAGAUGAUGACAUCCCAUCAUCAAAUAAUUUGGACGCCGAACUUCCCUCAACAACCAAACCGGAAGCUUUAUUGCCAACUGAAACACUAACAAUCUCGCCAACCCGUUUAAAGACAAUCUCAUCCAUGCGAGACACACUCGGGUAGCUAGAGGCAGAUUUUACAGAAUUUCAUAUGACCACUACCGGGGAUUUGGAACAGCUAAAAGACAAAACCGUUAAACAAGAUCACUUAAUUAAGCUACAAAAACAAUCAUCUGACGAUCUACUCAAUGAUUUUUCCUCGCAGAUUACAUCACUCCAAAAAAUAGUCUCUCAACAAUCAAGCAUCAUUAAAAAAUUGCAAGAUGAAAACCAGAUCCUCCACAAGAAACACGUACAAAUUGACAAAGCAAAUCAGGCCCUGCAAGAAUCACAAAAUAAUCUGAUGACAGAAAUUCAUUUCCUUAAAGAACAAAUGACAGCGCUUUGGCAAAACUCGAAGGAACCUGACCCCCCCAGCCCUUCCUCACAACCCGAGUCUUCUUGCUCCGAAAACACCACUGACAGCGAACAAAAAAAAAUACGGACUGUGAGGCAUCUCGACUACCCAUCACAGCUCAAAAGCUUACAGUAAAUAUUCCCACGGAAAACAGGUUUUCGCUGCUCCAGAAUUGUGACACAUCUGACAGCUUAUCCAACACACAGCAAGAAAUUGUCUCGAGACAAACACAGAAAAUAUGACUCCACCUACUCCACAAGACAUCGCGCCACCGCCGAUCCAAGCAUCAGUAAACAAUAAAGCCGUUUUUCUGUGCGAUUCGAAUGGAAAAUUUAUCGACAAAAGAAAGCUUUUUCAACCAACACAAGAUUUCACAUUCUUCAGAUGUCCCAAAAUUGAACACGCAAGGGCUAUUUUACAAAAUGAAAUUGAUAAAGAAUCGGCUGGACAUCCUCAAUUAAUCAUAAUCCACACCGGAACAAAUGAUCUUACUACAACCACGCCAAUAGACGACUUCAUCUCUGAUAUAUCUGUAUUAAUCACUCAAGCAUCUACAAAGUUCCCAAAGAGCAAAAUCGUUUAUUCAACUCUCUUGCCGCGAACUGACAUUCCCCUGCAUACUUUAUCCAAAAUAAACACAAACCUUAUUGACAGCUGCUCAAAACUACCAAACGUCCAUCUAGUUAAUCAUGACAAUAUCUUCUCCAAGGGAACUGAAGUGUUGCAUGACAGAAAACAUCUUAAAAAAAGACACCUUGGUUUGUUCGCAGCAAACUUAAAAGCAGCCAUUCGUGGUAGAGGAAAACCACCUCGCGCCAACUCCAGCCAAUUGUACCGAUCCUCACUCUCUUCGCCGCACUCGUUUCACACUAGCCCUUCGGAAGGCUAUCCUCCCUCCAGCAAUGGUGUUCGGAACAUACACAGCCAAGUCCACCAAACUUCGCGGCAGCAACAACCUUUACCUUCCCGUUUCCCAUAUACAACUUCCUCGGGUGAUGCCUCUUAUAGUAAUGCUGUUAAAAACGGUCACAACACCUACAACAUUCCGCAAUCACCGCAACAGCAACAGAACUUUCCGCCGCAACACUACAAU
This is a messenger RNA of Porites lobata, 2191 nucleotides long. The record is from the annotation of a GenBank genome assembly. Lineage: Eukaryota; Metazoa; Cnidaria; Anthozoa; Scleractinia; Poritidae.